Molecule: messenger RNA, 1910 nt
Organism: Micromonas pusilla CCMP1545
Lineage: Eukaryota; Viridiplantae; Chlorophyta; Mamiellophyceae; Mamiellales; Mamiellaceae
Exons: 2
Biological process (GO): cilium-dependent cell motility; mitotic spindle organization; mitotic cytokinesis
Cellular component (GO): axoneme; mitotic spindle
Molecular function (GO): alpha-tubulin binding
Source: RefSeq, a predicted model, not a curated record
CACGCUUCCCGCGCACUCCGUCCGCGAUGGGGCUCGACGCGAACCUCGACGAUUACAAAAAGAUCCCGAUGCCCAUGGUUCCCGGCCUGGGCGUCCCGAGCGAGCUCCCGACCGCGCGUCCGCGCACGCAAGGCCUGCGAUACGUCUGCGGCGUCGCCGGCCCGUUCGAGAACCGCCCGGGCGCGGGGAAGCCGUCGUCGCCGUCCGAGCGCGUCGCCGACCUCGCGCGGCGGCCGGACCCGAGGUGGGCGGGUCGCGAGAACCGCGCGACGACGACGACGACGACGACGACGAUGACGACGACGACGACGACCGCGACGCCGUCGCGCCAGCCCGCGUGGCUCAAGUACGACAGCCUCAAGCUCGGCUUCCACGGGUACUUCGAAGACCUCGAGAGCACGGUGCGCACGGGCAUGCGGCGGAUCCGACGCUGCCACAUCACGUAUCACCUCGAGGACGACACCGUGGACGUCCGCGAGCCCAAAGGGGUCAACUCCGGGAUCGUGCAGGGUCAGAUUCUGCACAGGAUCAAGGCGACGAGUCGCGAGGGCGUCGCGCUGAGCCCGUUGGACUUUGUCGUCGGGAAGCCGAUCGAGAUUUUCUCGCGGACGUACCACGUGUUGGGAUGCGACGCGUUCACGCGCGGGUUCGUCUGGAAGGAGUUUGGCGUCGAGCUCGGCCCGGAGCUCGCGUUCCCAGAGGAGAGGGACCCGCCGCCGCCGCGGGAGGCGUUCCCGUCCGCGCCGUCGAUAACUGCCGCGUCAGCGCCGUUAUCCUACGCCGGGCGGGAGACGAAUAAGACGAAGAAGGACGCGGACGCCGUCGCGAAGAAGAUGCAUCAGAGCUGGGGGCUCAAGGAGAGCGAACAUCUGAAGGAAUCCGCGGGGCGGCAGUUCUUGGAGCUCGACCGGAACGUCCUUCGCUUCUUCGCGACCGCGCAGCCGCCCGCGGGGAGCGACGACACGACCGGCGACACCGGCUUGAGGACGUUCAUCUUCCACUACUUCCUCGCGGACGACACCGUGGAGGUGUUGGAAGUCAUGGGCCGGAACAGCGGCCGCGAGCCGUUUCCCAAACUUUUACGGCGACAAAAACUCCCCAAGCACGGGAGUUACGGCGUCGGCAUCCGCCCCGCGUCCGAGGACACGCUCCGGAAGCGCUCGGAUAACACCUACCACUGGAGCGAACUCCGCGUCGGCGACGUCGUGAACGUGUUCGGCAGAGAGCUCACGCUGAGGGACUGCGACGAGCACACGCGGGGGUGGUACGAGGAGAGACUCGGUCUGACUGCGGCGGACUUCUCCGCGAUGCCGCCGCCGCCGGGACCGCCGUCGGUGCCGCGCAUGCCCCCGCCGCCGAACCUCUCCGGGAUCGGCUCCGAGGAGGACUCCCUGCAGUCGUGCUUCCACCUCGUCCCGAAGCCGCAGAAGACGGUCGACUUCAACGAGUGGGCGCUCAACCAAGGGCAAGUCAUGCGGUUCACCGCGAGCUUUUCGGACUCGACCGGGGAGAAGCCCGAGUUUGGGAACCCGUCCAAGCCUCUGGACCGCGCGCUCGUGGUGUCGUACUUCCUCGAGGACCACAGCGUGAGCGUGUACGAGCCGCCGGUGAAGAACAGCGGCUUACCGGGCGGGGUGUUCAUGAAACGGCGGCCGGUGAAGAAGAACGGCGACAAGGACGGCCCGUGGCUCCGCGCGCGCGACUUUUACGUCGGCGCGACGUUGGAGUUGAGCGGCAGGGCGGUGACUCUGAACGCCGCGGACGAGUGGACGCUCGCGGUGAUGGAAUCCAAACCGAGCGAGUUCCCGAAGAGCGACUCCGCGAAGGUCAUCGCGGGCGCGCGGAGCGUCGUGGGGGCGUCGGGGAAAGACGCGACGGACGCGUUGAGAGCCGCGGCGGCGGCGGAGGAU